This is a messenger RNA of Xenopus laevis (African clawed frog), 513 nucleotides long. The record is from the annotation of a RefSeq genome assembly. Lineage: Eukaryota; Metazoa; Chordata; Amphibia; Anura; Pipidae.
AUGAUUUAUAUAGUGUCUGUUUCUAUAAUAGUGUUGGUUUUAGGAUUGGUAGCUGUUGCUUCAAAUCCUUCUCCUUUUUAUGCUGCCUUAGGGUUGGUAUUAGCGGCCGGGGCUGGAUGUUUAGUUAUUGUUAGCUUUGGGUCUUCAUUUUUGUCUAUUGUUCUUUUUUUGAUUUAUUUAGGUGGGAUGUUAGUAGUGUUUGCCUAUUCUGCAGCACGCGCGAAACCUUAUCCUGAAGCAUGAGGAAGUUGGUCAGUUGUAUUUUAUGUGUUGGUAUAUUUAAUUGGUGUAUUAGUGUGGUAUUUAUUUUUAGGAGGAGUUGAGGUAGAUGGAAUAAAUAAGUCUAGUGAGCUAGGAAGUUAUGUUAUGCGUGGUGAUUGGGUAGGGGUGGCUUUAAUAUAUUCGUGUUGGUGGGUGAUUAUUGUUUAUUGGUGGGUGAGUAUUAUUAUUAACUUUGUUUGUGGUAUUUGAGUUAACUCGAAGUCAAUAUGGUGGGAGUCUUCGUGCGUUAGA